Messenger RNA from Penicillium odoratum, 1182 nucleotides. RefSeq lists its product as uncharacterized. Lineage: Eukaryota; Fungi; Ascomycota; Eurotiomycetes; Eurotiales; Aspergillaceae. The record is from RefSeq and is a predicted model, not a curated record. The transcript is spliced from 4 exons. The coding region runs from base 1 to 1182 and encodes 393 amino acids.
AUGUCUAAUAAGCCGAUCUAUGUGGCUGCGCACCCGCGCGCAUGCUCUACUGCUUUUGAGCGAGUCUUCAUGACUCAACGCGAUACCAUUCAGUGUGUCCAUGAGCCUUUCGGUGAUGCCUGGUACUACGGUCCUGAGCGACUGGCCGACCGCUUUGAAGAUGACGAACAAGCUCGUCUGGACAGUGGAUUCAGUAACUCGACAUACCGCACUGUGUUGGAUAGGCUGGAACGUGAAGGCUCCGAGGGAAAGAGAGUCUUCAUCAAGGACAUCGAUGCCUACCUACUCCCGCCAGGUGGAAAACCAGCAAGCAUCGCCCCCUCACUGCGACGCAUCAAGCGUGGUGUAGGCACCAGCGACGAAUCGGCCAAUGGUGUGACCCAUACCAACGGCCACUCCGUCGGUACAAACGGUACCUCGAACGGAGCGAACAGUGUCAACGGCCAUGCCAACGGACACAGCGAGAAUGGUGUGAACGGCGACGCCAACGGCAACAGCAACGGAGCCAAGCGCACCCCAUACCCGUACGACACGCCCAAAGAACCUGGAAACCCAACCGUGAUGCCUCGUGAGAUCCAAGAGCGUUUCCACUGGGCAUUCCUGAUCCGGGACCCGCACCACAGUAUCCCGUCGUACUACCGGUGCACAAUCCCGCCCCUGGACGCAAUGACAGGCUUCCACAACUUCGACCCCAAAGAAGCGGGGUACAACGAACUGCGUCGCCACUUCGAGUAUCUGCGACGGGAAGGCCUUGUCGGGCCCCGGGUUGCUAUGCGGCCGGAUCUAUCGCCUGAGGCUGGUUCCGAGGCGGAUAGGGAGACUGUUCAUGAGAUUUGCGUGGUGGAUGCGGAUGAUAUGCUUGACGCGCCGGCACCGACUAUUGAGGCGUUCUGUCGUAGUACUGGUGUUCCGUAUACGCCUUCCAUGUUGGAGUGGGAGACGGAGGAGGAUUAUGCGUUUGCAUGUGAGGCUUUUGAGAAGUGGCGGGGAUUCCAUAAUGAUGCCAUUGAGUCGAAGGGUUUGACUGCUAGAGCUCAUAAACAUGCUCCUAAGACGGAGGAGCAGUGGGAUGCUGAGUGGUUGAAGAAGUAUGGGCCUGAAGGCGCCGCUCUCAUCCGUACGACUGUCGACCAGACCAUUGACGAUUACCUUUACCUGAAGCAGUUUGCCAUGAAGGUUUAG